CGCCAUCCCGGGCGGGGGUCACCUGUCUCCGCCGCUGUCCCUCCCCGGGCUCGGGCGGGCGGGGCGCGACCCGGAGGCGGACGGUGCAGCCCGAGCAGCUGCCGCCGUCGCCCCGUUGCCCAAGGAACGUAACUCGAGUAUGUCAGGUUUGGAGAUCCCACCUGCUUUUUAACCAUGAAGGAGACAGACCGGGAGGCUGUGGCAACAGCCGUCCAAAGGGUUGCUGGGAUGCUUCAGCGCCCGGACCAGCUGGACAAAGUGGAGCAGUAUCGCAGAAGAGAGGCCCGGAAAAAGGCCUCCGUGGAGGCCAGAUUGAAGGCAGCUAUCCAGUCUCAGUUAGAUGGGGUGCGCACAGGCCUGAGCCAGCUCCACAAUGCACUGAACGACGUGAAGGACAUCCAGCGGUCCCUGGCCGAUGUCAGCAAGGACUGGAGGCAGGGCAUCAACACCAUCGAGAGCCUCAAGGACGUGAAGGAUGCUGUGGUGCGGCACAGCCAGCUCGCUGCUGCUGUGGAGAACCUCAAGAACAUUUUCUCAGUGCCAGAGAUUGUGAGGGAAACCCAGGACCUCAUAGAGCAAGGGGCGCUCCUGCAGGCCCACCGGAAGCUGAUGGACCUGGAGUGCUCCCGAGACGGGCUGAUGUACGAGCAGUACCGUAUGGACAGUGGGAACACUCGUGACAUGUCCCUCAUCAACAGCUAUUUUGGGAGCACACAGGGACUCUCUGACGAACUGGCGAAGCAGCUGUGGAUGGUGCUACAGAGGUCGCUGGUCACCGUCCGCCGUGACCCCACCUUGCUGGUGUCCGUUGUCAGGAUCAUUGAACGGGAAGAAAAGAUUGACAGGCGCAUACUUGACCGAAAAAAGCAAACUAGCUUUGUUCCUCCGGGGAGGCCCAAGAAUUGGAAGGAGAAUAUGUUUAAAAUCUUGGACAAAACUGUAAUUACCAGAAUCGAGGGCACACAGGCUGACACCAGGGAGUCUGACAAGAUGUGGCUCGUUCGCCACCUAGAAAUCAUAAGGAAGUACGUCCUAGAUGACCUCAUCGUUGCAAAAAACCUGAUGGUUCAGUGUUUUCCUCCCCAUUAUGAGAUUUUCAGGAAUCUCUUGAGCAUGUACCACCAGGCCCUGACAAUACGGAUGCAGGAGCUUGCAUCGGAAGACCUAGAAGCAAAUGAGAUUGUGAGCCUGCUGACUUGGGUUUUAAAUACCUACACGAGCACAGAGAUGAUGGGAAAUGUGGAGCUGGCCCCGGAAGUGGAUGUCAGCACCCUGGAGCCUUUGCUUUCUCCAAAUGUGGUCUCUGAGCUCCUGGACACAUACAUGUCAACUCUCACUUCAAACAUCAUUGCUUGGUUGCGGAAAGCUCUAGAAACAGACAAGAAAGACUGGAUAAAAGAGACUGAACCUGAAGCCGACCAAGAUGGGUACUACCAGACAACACUCCCGGCCAUUGUCUUCCAGAUGUUCGAACAGAAUCUUCAGGUUGCUGCUCAGAUAAGUGAAGAUUUGAAAACAAAGGUACUAGUUUUGUGUCUUCAGCAAAUGAAUUCUUUCUUAAGUAGAUACAAAGACGAAGCUCAGUUGUACAAAGAGGAGCACCUGAGAAACCGGCAGCACCCGCACUGCUACGUCCAGUACAUGAUCGCCAUCAUCAACAACUGCCAGACCUUCAAAGAAUCCAUAGUCAGUUUAAAGAGAAAGUAUUUAAAAAAUGAAGUGGAAGAAGGCGUGUCUCUGAGCCAGCCAAGCAUGGACGGGAUUCUGGAUGCCAUCGCCAAGGAGGGCUGCAGCAGCCUACUGGAGGAGGUCUUCCUGGACCUGGAGCAACAUCUCAGUGAGCUGAUGACAAGAAAAUGGCUGUUGGGAUCGAACGCUGUAGACAUCAUCUGUGUCACCGUGGAAGACUAUUUCAAUGAUUUUGCCAAAAUUAAAAAGCCGUAUAAAAAGCGGAUGACGGCGGAGGCACACCGGCGCGUGGUGGUGGAGUACCUGCGGGCUGUUAUGCAGAAGCGCAUCUCCUUCCGCAGCCCUGAAGAGCGCAAGGAGGGCGCUGAGAGGAUGGUCCGGGAGGCCGAGCAGCUGCGCUUCCUGUUCCGCAAGCUGGCAUCUGGAUUUGGCGAAGAUGCAGACGGGUACUGUGAUACGAUCAUCGCUGUUGCAGAAGUGAUUAAGCUGACAGACCCAUCCCUGCUCUACCUGGAAGUCUCGACUCUGGUCAGCAAAUACCCAGACAUCAGGGAUGACCACAUCGGCGCGCUGCUGGCCUUGCGAGGGGAUGCCAGCCGGGACAUGAAGCAGACCAUCAUUGAGACACUGGAGCAGGGCAACACACAGGUGAAUCCAAACUAUGUGCCCAUCUUCAGGGAAAUCAUAGUUCCCAGUCUGAACGUGGCCAAGCUCCUCAAGUAGCCUUUCAGUUUCUGUCUGACCUGUGGUUAGGGCACAUCUUCAUCUCACGAUCUUCAUCCCAUGUGUGACAUCCAGUAUGACUCAUGUUGCCGAGAGCAGGCUGCCUGACCGACAGGUGCUCUGGUGGCGCGUUCUAACCCUCUUAUCUUGUGGUGGCCCAGCUUGUGGGCAGGAUCCUGGCUGACUUCUGGUUCACCUCUCGUCUCACUCCCUCCUGUAGUGUCAGCACUUCCGAUGCUGCUGUUCAAUAAAAGUAAACGCUGUGGGGAAUGAGUUUCCCAGCUGUUUCUUACUAGUGGUGACCACAGGGGCCCAGACACAGCAUCUGAAGGCAUCCCCAUCUCCCUGCCACCCUCACCCGCCAGGACAGGUCCCACUGGUCUCUUGUGGCCUGCUGCUCCACACCCACACAGGCAGCCCUCCGUGGUUUAGAUUUAUGGGCCUUGCGUAUUCCUGACUCAGGGUCCCUGAGACCUUUUUUCUGUUAUUCAGCUGUCUCUCCAUGGCUGCCUUCAGUGGUAGCUUUGUUUUACACAUUAAUCUUCAUACCAGGUUCAUGGAAGGGUCCAUCCAGGAUACAUGGUGAGCCCCUGUGUGUGCCUCCCCAAACUUUCUUCACCCUCCAUCCCAGUGAGCGAGAUUUCUUAGAUGAGUGGUGCCUGGCACAGCUGCACAGUGCUGACUAAGACAGGAAGGAGAGGAGUUUGCCCGUUCCUCUGUCGCAGGCCCCUUCCACCCUUGAUUCAGGCUCCCAGGGACUGGCCAGUUCAGGCUGGAGGGUCGUCCCUCAGGAAGACGUCUGUGCUGCUCCCUCCCUUCAGCACUGCUUGUGCACAGUGUCGGGCUGCUCGGAACCUCUGAGUGUGUCCCGAUAGGCUGGUUUCCUCCUAAGACAUGUUCCGGUUGGCAAAGUUUAUAUUGCGCUUUCACCCUCACGAGACAUGAAAAAUUCACAAAUAGGACUUUUUCUUGAAAGAAUCAAAACUGAAGUAGAAUUGACAUGUCGCUAACCAGUCAUGAGUGAACUCGGGUCUUUUUCUCAAGGCUAGCUCUGGUUUUAGCCCCAGGCCCCUCCCCUCCCCACUUGAUGUUUCAGGUGCUUCGUUCUCCCACUUAGGCUGGAUGGGCACUGCUCCCAUCCUUCCUGGGCCUGUCCUCUCUGUGCUGUGACGGGUCUAAGGGAGUGAGUGGUAGUGUUCACCUGUCUCUCCUGGGGAAAAACCAGUUUCCAGGGCCCAGGCUGUGCCCACAGCGGUGUGUCCAAUGCUGGUACCAGCCAGAAGUGCCCUCCCUCCCUCCCUCCCUCAUGUGCACACAGAUCAACGUUAACUCCAGUGCCAGAGCAAUGUCUGCCUUCAGGAGUUGCUCCUUAUGUUCUCUUUGAUGUGAUUUCUCGUUGAUAACAUUUGCACCAAAAAAAUGCCUUGAAAUCU
Molecule: messenger RNA, 3845 nt
Organism: Myotis davidii
Lineage: Eukaryota; Metazoa; Chordata; Mammalia; Chiroptera; Vespertilionidae
Gene: EXOC3
Product: exocyst complex component 3
Exons: 13
Coding region: 175-2412 (745 amino acids)
Biological process (GO): exocytosis; exocyst localization
Cellular component (GO): exocyst
Molecular function (GO): SNARE binding
Source: RefSeq, a predicted model, not a curated record